UGGUUCAGCAACACAACAACCACAGUAUUUACCAGUGAGCCUUCACAGACCACCCAGCUUUGAACGCAGACUCCAAAGCUGAACGCACUUCCAGAAAAUCUCCGCAGGACUUUGAUUUUCGGGUUUAUUUCGAUCAAAAUUGGGAAUAUUUUACUUUUUUGUGAAGUCAUCUGGAACUUCUCAUGAGAUUACAUCCAUCACUUCUUCACCUGUGAAUGUUGCGACUAGAGGGUGAGCCUCUGAAGACUGGAGGUGAAGUGGUGACCAUGUGGAUCCCAACACCCAGUAUGACAGUCCUGCAGAGGACGCUCCUGUAUGGAUCGUGUGUUGUGGCACUUCUGAACUCUGUGGGCCUCCUGGUGCUCAUUGUCCAGCAGAAUCAACAACGUUCCCAGCUGGAGCAGACAGAGUCAAGGCUGACAAAGUUGGAGCAGAGCUCAGUGGUGGAGUUCCUCCAGGAGGUGCCAAAAGGAGCAGCGGGGUUGUGGGGGAGUCCUGGUGAGCAGCCUCAGUACCAGUACUCCAGGAACAAGAGGAGCGAAGAGCUGGAGAAGGAGCUACAGCAUGAGCCUCACCAAGAGGUGGGAAAGGGAGAGCUUCAGCAGGAGGCCAGACAGGAGGUUGGAGAGGAAAAGGAGAGGAGGGAGCACAACCUCAAGCAUAAAAACAGACACGGGCAGCGCUACCACAAGGCACAAGUGCAGGACGACAUGAUGAUGAUGAUGACUUACUCCAUGGUCCCGAUCAAACUGCUGAUUGACAUUUGCAACAGCACCAAGGGGGUGUGUCUAGCAGGACCACCAGGACCUCCAGGACCUCCAGGACCUCCAGGAUCACCUGGUUUGCCAGGUUUGGAUGGACUCCCAGGUCACAAUGGGACUGAUGGAAUCCCAGGACCAAGCGGACCUCCUGGAGCUGAUGGAAAAAGAGGAAAAAGAGGGCCACCAGGAGAGAAAGGGGAGCCGGGGUUUCAAGGAGAAAAGGGAGAGCCUGGACCACCAGGAGAGAACGUCCAACCGUUUAAUGAUGUCAAUUUUCAAGGCCCACCUGGCCCUGUGGGUCCUCCUGGUCCACCUGGGGAAAUAGGACCUCCUGGACCUCCUGGACCUCCUGGACCUCCGGGCCCUUCGAAAACAAGGCACCACCGGGCCCACAUCCAAGCUGCCCAUAGUUUGGGGUUGUUGCACAAAGUACCAAAUGAUGAAACCUUGCACCUAAAAGAGGCCUUAAACGCACAUGACAGGCCCGCCAGGAAAAACGAGUGCCUGAUCAAGUCUCUGAUCAACCCACGUGGAGUGGCAAAGAUGGAGAACACAUUCGGUGCGUGGAUGAAAGACACAGCUCAGCUGAAUGACGAGCGAAUUUGGGUGGCCGAGCACUUUUCAGGCCGUUUGGUGAAGGAGUACAAAAGCCUCGCUGACUUCCAGGGGAACAGCAGUGACACAGUGGACGUUCGGAAGUUUUACCAAGGCUGCGGUCACGCCGUCCAUAACGGCUCCUUCUAUUACCACAUUGCUGGGACUCCCAGCAUUGGCAGAUAUGACUUUGACACCAAGAAGCUUCACAUUCUCAUCAUAUAUGAUGCCCUGUACCACAACCUCGCCUAUCUGCUCCCCAACUCAAAGACUUACUUCAAGCUGGCAGCAGAUGAGAACGGCUUGUGGCUGAUCUUUGCUUCUAGCGCUGACGAGAGCAUCAUGGUGGCCCAGCUGAAUGAGAAGACCUUCUCCAUCGCAUCUCUCAUAAACACCACCUAUCCUCGCUCCAAAGCCGGCAACGCCUUCAUUGCCUGCGGAGUCCUGUACGUCACCGACAACAAUGACAGCAGAGUGACUUUUGCGUUUGACCUGCUUAAGGGAAAGGCUGUCAACGUGACCUUUGACCUGAGGUCCACUAGUGGAGUCCUGGCAAUGCUCUCCUACAGCCCAAAGGACAGGCUUUUGUAUGUGUGGGAUGAGAGCCAGGUCAGGCUCUUUGUGGUCCACUUCAUUUCUGAUGAGUGAGCAACACAUGCUGUCGACAAAGGUUUUCUCCAAAAUACAGUCCUGAUAGAAAUCUUAAGAUCAAUUAAAGAAUUGCAUUAAUUUGCAUUUUGGGCGGCUAGAUUUUAAAAAUGUUUUAAGUAGAGCAUCAAAAUGUAAUAAAAACGAAAUACCCUUACACAACCUGAAGCUCCAUUGUUCCAAUGAAGGAAAAGGCACCCCAUACCAUGAUGGUUCCUCCUCCACUGUGCCGCGUAGAAAACAUUUUAGGGGGGAUCUCUUGGUCAUGACAGUAAUGGUGGAAGCCAUCAGGACCGUCAAGGUUACAUUUGAUCUCAUCAGAGAAGAGAACUUGGUGUUUCCCUUGCAAAGUCCAACCAGGUAGUUUUGUGGCUUUGAAGACGCUGCUUGUGUUUGAAGCCCUCCUCCUGCAGGAGCGGUCUGAUCGUUACCUGGCAACAGUCAGCACCAGUGAUGGCUUUAAUUUGGGUCAAGGACCGUCACAUGUCUUGGUGAACAGCCCAUUGGGUCCCCCAGUCAGUGCCAGUGAAUUUUAGUUGGUCUGACACUUGACUUUUUUGUUCAGUAACCCUCAGAAUCUUUUGAAAAAUUCAGGCAACAUUCAAAGAAAUUGAGCGUUUUUGCCUUUGCCAUCAAGAGACCUAAACAGGAGGAUUACUUAUUAGAAAAUCCUAUUGAAGGUUAAUUUUGGUGCAAAUUCUGGCUUUUUAUCAGUUGAUGAACAACCGAUUUUGUUUAAAUUAUUUUAUUUUUUUUUAACAAAAUGGCUUCUAAAAUAUUUGGUUGGUUUUUUUUGCAGUUUGAAGCUCUAUUUAGAACCUUGUUAAGGUCCAGCUGUGAUUACUGCAAAUUCUUUUCUUAGCCGAUGUUAAGAUUUUAAUCAGGAGUAGAACUGCUGAUGGAUCUUCUGCUCCAGCUUCACCUGUGGCACAAUCCAGUGUUAUGAGCCCAAUGUUGGUUUUUCGCUGUAUUUAUGUCAUAUUUUUUAAUGAGCAUCAGAAAAACUAAUUGUGUGAAAACUAAUCAUUUUAUAUAAGCUGAAAAUAUCCCUUUUACUUUCUGUCUGUAGUAAUCAAAUUAAUUUGUCUGACUCCCCUCCACAGUGUUUGCAUGUCAGCGCCCUUUGACGUGUUUCUUUUUUAAAGAUGUGUCCCGCGGGAUGAAACCGCAUGCUUACCUCUCCCGACAAAAAAAAUAAAUAAAACCUUCAUUAAAAACAAACGAAUGCUGCCAAAAUAAGGCCGAACAAAUCAAAAGAAUUUAUUCACUUUACAGGGAUAAGACCGACCCGUUCUCUCCGACACGUUCAGGCUUUAGCACACUUGUUCUACCACCUGAGGAUGGCUUCUUCUGCAGUCGCACACAGACAGACAAACAGCAGGUUUACAACAACACAACACAUAGUGGCCAGAAAGAGGGAGAGAAACACAAGUCGCUUUAAUAAAUACCAAACAUACACUUAACCAAAAAGUUACAACUAAUCCAACUGGUAUGAUACAAACCAAAAAUAAAGUAACGCUUUAAUGUUUGUACAAGCUGUUGUGGUAAUUCAUAUAUAUAUUUAUAUAAUUCGUAUAAUAAAACUAUUUUAAACGCUUCACUACUAGGCCAAAUAAAGCCAGACAUUCAUUUGUAUAGAACAGUUUCUUCUUUAAUAACCUAUAGAUUUCAAAUAAACUCUUAGUGUGUCCAGAAUUUUGAGUGCAAAUAUCUAUUCCUUAUGGAUAAAAACAACUAGCAAAUGAACACACACUUACAUACAGAAGGCUGUUUUGCACAUCUCCCAGUCA
Oryzias latipes (Japanese medaka) is the source of this 3793-nucleotide messenger RNA. RefSeq names its product gliomedin (gene gldn). Gene Ontology annotation, biological process: signal transduction. Gene Ontology annotation, cellular component: cell surface. NCBI's taxonomy places the organism in Eukaryota, Metazoa, Chordata, Actinopteri, Beloniformes, Adrianichthyidae. The record is from RefSeq and is a predicted model, not a curated record.